UGGCUUCUCCCUGCCAGCCCGACCCGAGGUGUUUUCUGCUCACCUACCGCUGAUGGCUGCCCUGCCUGGCACAAUACCAAGAAUGAUGCGCCCGGCUCCAGGUCAGAACUACCCCCGCACUGGAUUCCCUCUGGAAGUGUCCACUCCUCUGGGUCAAGGUCGGGUGAACCAGCUCGGUGGGGUGUUCAUCAAUGGCCGACCUCUGCCCAACCACAUCCGACACAAGAUCGUAGAGAUGGCCCACCAUGGCAUCAGACCCUGCGUCAUCUCCCGCCAGCUGAGGGUCUCCCAUGGCUGUGUGUCCAAAAUCCUGUGCCGCUACCAGGAGACGGGCUCCAUCCGGCCCGGGGCCAUCGGGGGCAGCAAGCCCAGGCAGGUUGCCACUCCCGACGUGGAGAAGAAGAUCGAGGAGUACAAGCGGGAGAACCCCGGGAUGUUCAGCUGGGAGAUCCGGGACCGGCUGCUGAAGGACGGUCACUGUGACCGCAGCUCUGUGCCCUCAGGUUUAGUGAGCUCGAUUAGCCGGGUCCUGCGAAUAAAGUUCGGGAAAAAGGAGGAAGAUGACGAAUGUGACAAGAAGGAGGAGGACGGGGACAAGAAAACCAAACACAGCAUCGAUGGCAUCCUGGGCGACAAAGGGAAUCGUCUGGAUGAAGGAUCAGACGUGGAAUCGGAACCAGAUCUUCCACUGAAAAGAAAGCAGCGACGUAGUCGUACAACCUUUACAGCAGAACAGCUAGAGGAGCUGGAGAAGGCCUUUGAGAGGACACACUACCCAGAUAUAUACACCCGCGAGGAACUGGCACAGAGGACCAAGCUUACCGAGGCCAGAGUACAGGUCUGGUUCAGUAACAGAAGAGCACGGUGGCGUAAACAGGCAGGAGCCAAUCAGCUUGCGGCAUUUAACCACCUGUUGCCAGGAGGCUUUCCUCCCACAGGGAUGCCAACACUGCCACCCUAUCAGCUGCCAGAUACAUCGUACCAAACAGCCGGCCUCUCUCAAGAUGGUGGGAGCACACUCCACAGACCCCAGCCUCUUCCUCCAUCUUCCAUGCACCAAGGGGGUCUAUCAGCUGCAUCUGCAGACGCUGGCACAUAUGGAGCCAGACACAGCUUCUCCACUUACUCUGACAGCUUUAUGAACCCUGGUGGACCGUCCAAUCACAUGAAUCCGGUCAGCAAUGGCCUCUCCCCCCAGGUUAUGAGCAUUCUAAGCAGUCAAGGCGGUGUGGGCCCUCAGAGCCAGUCGGAAUUUUCCAUCUCUCCUCUUCAUGGCGGCCUGGAGACCACCAAUUCCCUGUCGGCAAGCUGCAGCCAGCGCAGUGAUUCCAUCAAGUCUGUGGACAGCCUCCCCACAUCUCAGUCCUACUGCGCCCCAACCUACAGCACGACGGGAUACAGCAUGGACCCCGUGGCAAGCUACCAGUAUGGACAAUAUGGACAAUCCGCUGUCGACUAUUUGGCUAAAAAUGUCAGCCUGUCCACACAGCGCCGUAUGAAGCUCGGCGAACACUCAGCUGUUUUGGGCCUGUUACCUGUCGAGACUGGACAAGCGUACUGAAGAGCUCCCGCGAUCGUGACCCGUGCCAGAGGGCUGUUUUGUUCACCUCCCACUAAACAUUUGUGCCCAUUCACUGCUCUCAUAUCCUCUGGGACCAAUCAAUAAAUGCCGAUACUCUGCACUCAACCUUGCAAUGCUCGCAGCCAGACACGUGCUGGCG
This is a messenger RNA of Nanorana parkeri, 1721 nucleotides long. It is a transcript of the gene PAX7, whose product is annotated as paired box 7. Gene Ontology annotation, biological process: anatomical structure development; regulation of transcription by RNA polymerase II. Bases 53 to 1561 code for a protein of 502 amino acids. The transcript has 9 exons. NCBI's taxonomy places the organism in Eukaryota, Metazoa, Chordata, Amphibia, Anura, Dicroglossidae. Gene Ontology annotation, molecular function: DNA-binding transcription factor activity, RNA polymerase II-specific; RNA polymerase II cis-regulatory region sequence-specific DNA binding. The record is from RefSeq and is a predicted model, not a curated record.